UGUCUUCUUGUUUAUUUGGUCUGUAAUAUAUUAGUUGCUGACUCUACAUUUUUUGUAGUACCCGUACCGGGGGGGUGGGAUGAAGUUGUAGAAAUCACUUUCUUAGGCGAUGUUACAAAAAAGUUUGGGAUCCACUGCUCCAGAUGAAGACUUCAAAAUGUGUCGUUCAGUUUCGUCAUGGUUGAGGGCACCUCAAAUCGAUGAGUCAUAUUAUUUAUGCUGACUAAUGACUACGACAGACUGCUCUAAUUUCUGAAUUUCAGUGAAGAUUUUUAUUGUUUUGAUGCUAUCGGAGUUACUAAGUAAAACUGGUGGUUACCAACGAUGACUGAACGAUACAGUUUUUCGCUUACAACUUUCAGUCCCAGUGGCAAGCUGGUUCAGAUCGAAUAUGCCCUCAAUGCAGUUGCUGCUGGUUCACCAUCAGUUGGCAUAAAAGCACAGAACGGAGUUGUUAUUGCAACCGAGAAGAAACAGAAAUCAAUUUUAUAUGAUGAAGGAAGCAUACAUAAAGUUGAAGCUGUAACAAAGCAUAUAGGAAUGGUUUAUAGCGGGAUGGGUCCAGAUUACAGAGUAUUGGUUAAGAAAGCACGAAAACUUGCUGAAGCAUAUAAUGUAACGUAUCAAGAUUCAAUACCAACCGCACAAUUAGUUCAAAGAGUUGCAUCAGUAAUGCAGGAAUAUACUCAGUCUGGAGGUGUCAGACCUUUUGGAGUUUCUCUACUUGUAUGUGGAUGGGACAAAGAUCAAGACAGGCCUUACUUGUUUCAAUGUGAUCCAUCAGGUGCAUAUUUUGCGUGGAAAGCAACAGCUCUUGGAAAAAAUCAUUUAAAUGGGAAAUCAUUUCUUGAAAAAAGAUAUAAUGAAGAAUUAGAACUGGAAGAUGCAGUUCAUACAGCCAUUCUUACUUUAAAGGAAUCAUUUGAAGGCCAGAUGACUGAAGACAACAUAGAAGUUGGAAUUUGUGAUAAAGAUGGUUUUCAUAGAUUGGCUCCUACUGAAGUUAAAGACUAUCUUGCUGCUAUAGCAUGAUUUUCUACAGCAUUCAGAUACCAGAUAAAGUACUCUCCUCAAGUUUUACUUGGGGCAUCUAGUGCACCUCUGUGUCUAGUUUUUGAAUUGUCCCUCAGUUUCUCGUUUGAAGAUUACUGAUUGUUUACCACAACACAAGUAAAAUAUGAAACGCAACCUGGGUUACUAUGUUGUUUGGGGUUAUGACAAUGUUUUGCUGCUAAUUCAGCAUUGUAGCUCAAUAAAUAUGAUAACACCGAAGUACUUUUCUAGUUUGUGGUUGGGUUGAUAUAAUAAUAAAACAAGUCUGACUGUA
Styela clava is the source of this 1327-nucleotide messenger RNA. NCBI's taxonomy places the organism in Eukaryota, Metazoa, Chordata, Ascidiacea, Stolidobranchia, Styelidae. The record is from RefSeq and is a predicted model, not a curated record.